AACUAGACAAACAACUUUGUUCGCACGAUUUUCAUGUUUAUUUUCCCUCAAAUUGUUUGCCAAUGUCUUCCUAAUAGUAGAACAAAAAGAAAGUAAAGCCACUUCCGAUAGCCCGUAUCUAUCUAUCUUUGUGCAGAAACGGUAGCUGCACUACGAAAGCAACCAGUUCCUCCACAGCAAUGAUCUCCUAAUUUCUCUCUCCAUAUUUUAACUUUCUGAUUCCAAGUUUUGUCAGAUUAUCUGAAUUUGUUUUUCUUUUAAAGGAAUAAGAAAAACCCAUCAAGGAAAACACCUUCUUGUUUCCCCAGGAUCUGAGAUUAUUGGUUUCAGGGGACAGGGGCGUAAUAUAUGGGGUCAUGGUUUUGACAUAAGUUAUCGGAUUGGUCCUUGGCAUACACACGAUUUGCUUUGUUCAGCCUUAAGGAUUACUUUUCCCAACAUCCUUGCAUUCCCAUCAAUUUUCUGCUGGUUAAGCUUCUGAUAAAAGAGUGGUGAUGGCCAAUCUAAAUGCAUCGACAUCCGUAGUUCCUUCAGAAUCCUCAGAACAAAAGGGAACUCUUAUGGUAGAUUCAAACGUGAAUGUAGUUCAACCUCCUAUGAACCAGCAAAAUCGAACCUCCACUGAUGGUCCUGUGGCUAUCCUUUGGGAUAUAGAGAACUGCCCUGUCCCAAGUGAUGUCCGCCCUGAAGAUGUAGCUGGGAAUAUAAGAAUGGCUUUGCGAGUGCAUCCUGUAAUUAAAGGAGCUGUUAUGAUGUUCUCUGCAUAUGGUGAUUUUAAUGCCUUCCCCAGGAGACUUAGAGAAGGCUGUCAGAGAACUGGUGUCAAACUCAUAGAUGUCCCAAAUGGAAGGAAGGAUGCUGCUGACAAGGCUAUCUUGGUUGACAUGUUUUUAUUUGCCCUGGACAACCCUCCACCUUCAUCUAUCAUGCUGAUCUCAGGGGAUGUUGAUUUUGCUCCCGCUCUUCACAUCCUUGGUCAACGUGGAUAUACAGUCAUUCUUGUUAUUCCUUCUGGGGUAGGUGUUUCAUCUGCGCUGAGCAAUGCUGGUAAAUUUGUAUGGGACUGGCCUAGUGUUGCUCGUGGGGAAGGCUUUGUACAUCCCUCAAAGGCCUUAAUGCCUCCUCGAGGACCAGCGGAUAUUACUGGGUAUUUCAUGGGGUGCCAUAUUAGUGACAAUCCAGAUGGGCAAAAUGAGGAAGAGGCAAUAGUUUAUAGGGGCAUGUCGCAAAGUUAUUACAACUUGAGAGAUUUUUCAAUUUUAUCACAAUCUUUAUCUGAAUAUACAAGCAACCCUUCAAUAGGCAUGCCUUCUUACCCUACAACUUUGAGGUCACAAAGUCUCCCAGCUGGUUUAAAUGAAGCAUCAGGAUGUCCUGGCUUUUGUGAUCAGAAUGAUACUAUGUGGGUACAGCCUGGAGACAUAAAUGGUUUGAAGGGACAACUAGUGAAAUUGCUUGAACUUUCAGGAGGAUGCCUGCCUCUUACCCGUGUUCCUGCUGAGUAUCAAAAAUAUUUUGGAAGGCCUCUUUAUGUGGCAGAGUAUGGGGCAUUCAAACUUGUUAAUCUUUUCAAAAAGAUGGGUGACACUAUGGCAAUUGAUGGAAAAAGUCAUAAGAAAUUUGUCUACCUUCGAAAUUGGAAAGCAGGCCCAAGUGCACCUCCUUUGGCUCUAGCAAGGAAAGAUAAGAAAGGGAAGGGGAAUCAGGAGGAAAGCAUGGAUGUUACUGCAGGUGCUGGCUCUUCUGAUGAGUUUUCUGAUGAGGAAAGAGUGGUGGUAGAAGAACGUGAUGAGAGGAGGAAUGUAGGACGGACUAACUUUGGAGCAGCUGGAUGUGACAUUGAUAACUGUAAUCUUGAGCAAUUUAAAUAUGAGUUGCAGGAAAUUUUGGUGAGUUAUUCUUGCCGAAUUUUCUUGGGUUGUUUUGAAGAAAUAUACCAGCAACGGUACAAGAAACCGCUGGAUUAUAGAAAGCUUGGUGUGGAGAAGCUGGAGGAGUUGUUUGAUAAGGUGAGGGAUGUUGUGGUCUUGCAUGAAGAACCAGUAAGCAAGAGGAAAUUUCUCUGUGCGGUAGGUACCUAGAAGAAUCGGACAGAUUUUUUCUUGUAACCGUUGACUUUUUUUUUUUUAACUUGACUAGAUCAGACAUUUGGGCUGUGCUUAUUGAUACUUGGUCUCUGAUCUGUCUAUGCUUUUUUUUUUUUUCCUUUUUCUGAAUUUUUUUGGCCAAAGGUUUCAUAAGUGAUAGAUAGGAUAGGCUGGGAGCACAUGUUAUUUUUGUUGUGCAUCAUGCAUGGAUUUGGAGGUUAAAGUUUCCAUGUAAUUCUCAUGCCUGGUCAUUGUAAGUUGUAACUGAUCAACCACUAAUGUGGAACUCUGUUGUAAAUUAAUAUCUCGAGCAAUAAAUCCUACGCUUUUGUUUCCUCCA
Theobroma cacao (cacao) is the source of this 2427-nucleotide messenger RNA. RefSeq names its product Putative endonuclease or glycosyl hydrolase. Gene Ontology annotation, biological process: regulation of gene expression. Gene Ontology annotation, cellular component: peroxisome. Gene Ontology annotation, molecular function: RNA nuclease activity. The record is from RefSeq and is a predicted model, not a curated record. Lineage: Eukaryota; Viridiplantae; Streptophyta; Magnoliopsida; Malvales; Malvaceae.